CCGCAGACGCACGCAGGUGCGUGAGGCCGUGCCCGCCGGGGACCCUGCAGACGUGGGCCAGCCAGGGAGCACAUCGGCACGCCCAAGGCUGAAAAUGUCCGCUUGGUAGAUCGAGUGUCUCCUAAAAAAGCAGCUCUAGGUACUUUGUAUUUGACGGCUACUCACGUCAUAUUCGUUGAAAAUUCACCUGACACAAGAAAAGAAACAUGGAUUCUUCACAGUCAGAUUUCCACCAUUGAGAAACAGGCAACAACUGCUACUGGAUGCCCUCUGCUGAUUCGCUGCAAGAACUUUCAGAUAAUACAGCUCAUCAUACCUCAGGAAAGAGAUUGCCAUGACGUGUACAUCUCCCUGAUACGCCUUGCAAGGCCAGUGAAAUACGAGGAGUUAUACUGCUUUUCAUUUAACCCCAUGCUGGAUAAAGAAGAAAGAGAGCAAGGCUGGGUGCUGAUCAAUCUCAGUGAAGAAUACAAGCGGAUGGGCCUCCCUAAUAAUUACUGGCUGCUCAGUGAUGUGAAUAGACAGUACAGAGUUUGUGACUCUUAUCCUACUGAACUGUACGUUCCCAAAUCGGCCACGGCACACAUCAUAGUGGGGAGUUCCAAAUUCCGGAGUAGACAGCGAUUUCCUGUCCUUUCUUACUACUAUAAAGAUAACCACGCCUCCAUCUGCCGGAGCAGCCAGCCCCUGUCUGGCUUCAGUGCCCGGUGCCUAGAGGAUGAGCAGAUGCUCCAGGCCAUUAGAAAAGCCAAUCCAGGAAGUGACUUCGUUUAUGUUGUUGACACCCGGCCUAAACUUAAUGCAAUGGCAAAUCGUGCUGCAGGGAAAGGCUAUGAGAAUGAAGACAAUUAUUCGAAUAUCAAGUUUCAGUUUAUCGGGAUAGAGAACAUCCAUGUCAUGAGGAACAGUCUGCAGAAAAUGCUGGAAGUGUGUGAACUUAAAUCUCCCUCCAUGAGUGACUUCCUGUGGGGUCUGGAGAACUCUGGCUGGCUAAGGCACAUUAAGGCCAUAAUGGAUGCAGGAAUCUUCAUUGCAAAGGCAGUUUCAGAGGAAGGGGCAAAUGUGCUUGUUCACUGUUCCGACGGCUGGGACAGGACUGCUCAGGUGUGCUCAGUGGCGAGCCUGCUGCUGGACCCGCACUACCGGACUCUGAAGGGCUUCAUGGUAUUAAUUGAAAAGGACUGGAUUUCCUUUGGUCAUAAGUUUAAUCACAGAUAUGGCAAUCUAGACGGUGAUCCAAAAGAAAUCUCUCCCGUUAUUGACCAGUUCAUUGAGUGUGUUUGGCAGUUAAUGGAAAAAUUUCCCUGUGCCUAUGAGUUCAAUGAGAGGUUUUUGAUUCACAUUCAACAUCACAUUUAUUCCUGCCAGUUUGGAAACUUCCUAUGUAACAGCCAAAAGGAGAGACAAGAACUCAAGAUUCAAGAAAGAACAUACUCAUUAUGGGCUCACCUGUGGAAGAAUUGGGCCGACUACCUGAAUCCUCUGUUUAGAGCUGAUCACAGCCAGACCCAGGGAACCCUUCAUCUCCCUACAACACCAUGCAACUUUAUGUACAAGUUUUGGAGUGGAAUGUAUAACCGCUUUGAAAAGGGGAUGCAGCCCGGACAAUCAGUUACAGAUUACCUGAUGGCAGUGAAGGAGGAAACUCAGCAGCUAGAGGAAGAACUAGAGGCCUUGGAAGAGAGGCUGGAAAAAAUUCAAAAGGUCCAGUUAAAUUGCACUAAGGUGAAGUGUAAGCAAAGUGAACCCAGCAAGCACUCAGGGUUUUCUACCUCAGACAACAGCAUAGCCAACACUCCCCAGGAUUACAGUGGGAAUCUGAAAUCAUUUCCAUCCCGGAGCCCUUCGCAAGGCGAUGAAGAUUCUGCUCUGAUUCUAACCCAAGACAAUUUGAAAAGCUCAGAUCCAGAUCUGUCAGCCAACAGUGACCAGGAGUCUGGGGUGGAGGAUCUGAGCUGUUGGUCUCCAAGUGGUGGUGAGCAUGCACCAAGUGAAGAUAGUGGCAAGGACCGGGACUCUGAUGAAGCUGUGUUUCUCACUGCCUGAAGUUUCCCUUUGGAGUUCCAAAGUAAAGGACACACAAGCAACACUUGCAAAAAUAAGGGAACACAGGAAGUUUAUCAUAAAAACAAGAAAUGGUACAUGUCAUUGAGAACUAUUAUUUUAAUGCAGCUAUGAAAAGGGAAACAAGUGCCCAGCUCUUGAUUUCUUAGAUACUGAAGAGGACAUAGUCAUUUCGUUUAUCAAAUAUAAGGAAAAUUAUUCACCAUUUUGAAGCUCAUCCUAGACUAUGAAAAUUAUAUUCACUACAGAGCAAUUACUUCUGUUAUUACCUAAAGUUAUCAAUAUAUAUCUUCCUUGUCAUAGCAUGCAUCUCUUAAAAAGCCUCAACUGCUUUCCCUCACAUCUGUGAUCAUUAUGAAUCUUUUAGUUGCCUUCCAGCUGUAUAUUUUGUGUUUUCGAAAGCAUCUGACAUUAUCUUCCUUUCUGACCGUCUUAUCCAUAUUUCUAAAAACAGGCACAUUGUUGAGAUGCAUCCUUUUUGGUUAAUAGAUAUACUCCUAAGGAGCUUUUAAUUGCUUAAGGUUAUCAUCAGGAAUAAUCAUCACUUUAACUUUUCCUUAGAUAAAAUAUUUUGAAUUGUUAGAAUAAUUUUGUUGCCUUUCUCUGAGAUCUAUAGUCUGUUUCUCCUCAUCAUUUAAAAAUGCUAAAAUUUAUAUCACUUUUCUUUAACAAUGAUUUAAUACCUAACAAGGUAGAAGCGAAAAAAAAAAAAAAAAGUCAAUAUGAAAUCAAGACAAAAAUACAAGGAAAAGUAGAUAAGAAUUUUUAUUGCUAGAAGACCUGCACUAAGAAAAUCAUUGAAGAUAAAUCUUCAGUAUAAA
Molecule: messenger RNA, 2885 nt
Organism: Callithrix jacchus (white-tufted-ear marmoset)
Lineage: Eukaryota; Metazoa; Chordata; Mammalia; Primates; Cebidae
Source: RefSeq, a predicted model, not a curated record